ACAUCAUCCGUCUUCUUGCAACUGGAUCUUCCAUCUUGCAUCACCACUUUUCCUUUCUGCUUCCUGAUACCCGCUUGAUACCCCAUCACAGCCUUCGCCAUGCAACAGAAGCGCCUCACUGCUGCCCUGUUGGCCGCCCUGGUCGCGGUGGUCUCUGCCGACUCCGAUGUCACCUCGCUGACCAAGGAUACCUUCAACGACUUCAUCAACGGCAAUGAUCUCGUCCUGGCUGAGUUCUUCGCUCCCUGGUGCGGCCACUGCAAGGCUCUCGCCCCCGAGUAUGAGGAGGCUGCCACCACUCUCAAGGAGAAGAGCAUCAAGCUUGCCAAGGUCGACUGCGUUGAGGAGGCCGACCUCUGCAAGGAUCACGGCGUUGAGGGCUACCCCACCCUCAAGGUCUUCCGUGGCCUCGACAAGGUCACUCCCUACACCGGCCCUCGCAAGGCUGACGGUAUCACCUCCUACAUGGUGAAGCAGUCCCUGCCUGCCGUCUCCGUCCUCACCAAGGACACCCUUGAGGACUUCAAGACCGCUGACAACGUUGUCCUGGUCGCCUACAUUGCCUCCGAUGACAAGGCCUCCAACGAGACCUUCACUGCUAUCGCCAACGAGCUGCGUGAUACCUAUCUCUUCGGUGGUAUCAACGAUGCCGCCGUUGCCAAGGCUGAGGGUGUCGAGUUCCCCUCCAUUGUCCUCUACAAGAACUUCGACGAGGGCAAGAACGUCUUCAGCGAGAAGUUCGACGCUGACGCCAUCCGAUCCUUCGCCAAGGUCGCUGCAACUCCCCUUGUUGGCGAGGUUGGCCCCGAGACCUAUGCCGGAUACAUGUCUGCCGGUAUUCCCCUGGCUUACAUCUUCGCUGAGACCCCUGAGGAGCGUGUUGAGCUCAGCAAGUCUCUGAAGCCCAUCGCCGAGAAGUACAAGGGCAAGAUCAACUUUGCCACCAUUGACGCCAAGAACUUUGGCUCACACGCCGCCAACAUCAACCUCAAGACCGACAAGUUCCCCGCCUUUGCCAUCCACGACAUUGAGAAGAACCUCAAGUUCCCCUUCGACCAGGAGAAGGAGAUCACCGAGAAGGACAUUGCCCAGUUUGUUGACAACUUUUCCGCUGGCAAGAUUGAGCCCAGCAUCAAGUCUGAGCCCAUUCCCGAGACCCAGGAGGGCCCUGUCACCGUUGUCGUUGCCCACACCUACAAGGACAUCGUCCUUGACGACACCAAGGAUGUCCUGAUCGAGUUCUACGCUCCCUGGUGCGGUCACUGCAAGGCUCUUGCUCCCAAGUACGAUGAGCUCGCUAGCCUGUAUGCCAACAGCGAGUUCAAGGACAAGGUUGUCGUUGCCAAGGUCGAUGCCACCAACAACGAUGUCCCUGAUGAGAUCCAGGGAUUCCCCACCAUCAAGCUCUACCCCGCCGGUGACAAGCAGAACCCUGUCACCUACAGCGGUGCCCGCACUGUUGAGGACUUCAUUGAGUUCAUCAAGGAGAACGGCAAGUACAAGGCCUCUGUUGAGGUCCCCGUCGAGACCACUGAGGAGGCCACUCCCGAGGCUACCAAGGAGGCCAAGGCCGACGAGGAUCACGACGAGUUGUAAGAAACCAAAAAAUGGAAAAUGAAAUAACAAAAAACUGUAUAAUUGUGGGAUUUGCUUCUUGACGAAAAAAACGUCGGCGCUGGUUUAUGGACUAUCUAAAUACGUACUAGCAAUUGCAUACUGGCUCUACGCCCAUUUGAAGCAUUGCUUUGAUGAAAGCACUCGAAUUUGAUCACCAAGUUUAAACAAGAUGUUGUGUCUAAUGAGUGCCCAAGUGUUUGCAAUUGUGAAAGUGGCGAGGCUUUUAGUAGAGAAACGUAUGACGGGCUUUUUGCUGCUUUCGUGUGCUAGAUAUUUCGGAGGCUAGAUAGGUACAAUUUACAGGCUUUGUUAGGUUGUUACAAAAGACGACACAAGUAUUGCCAUUAUGCCGUUCGUUUCUGCCCAGUACUCUCCACCAGCGUUGAAGUGCUGGUAUCAUAUCAUCCCUAAUGACAUUGCGCUAUUUGUAUUUUUAUCUUUUCAGGCUUUAUUUUCUCUUCUGCUGGAUCUUCUCCUCGAGAACCUUGACGUGGUUGGUCAGUCGGGUGACGGAGGCUUGGAGAGUGUAAAUAUCCUCGGUAAGCAACUCGUUGGAUGCCUUGUACUCCUGCAGGACAUAGCUGUACACGGAGCCACCGCCAAGGACGCUGCCAAACAAGAAGCCGAAAAGACCUCCUCUGAAGGUGCCCAUGGGCUUCCGCGCGGGCAAAGGCGCAGAGUCGUCCAUACGCCGGGCCGAAGCGUGGAAGCUGCGUGACGACAGCGCACGGCGGGUGCCGCUGGCAAGUAUUCUUGAAGAUGCAGGUGUAAGCAUUGCGGACUGAGUGGCGAGGAGGAGAGGUGCGAGGUUCGCGGCGAGGGACAAUGAGUGUGUUUGAUGGUUGCUGGACCG
Trichoderma virens Gv29-8 is the source of this 2470-nucleotide messenger RNA. RefSeq names its product disulfide isomerase PDI1 protein (gene pdi1). Gene Ontology annotation, biological process: protein folding; response to endoplasmic reticulum stress. Bases 100 to 1596 code for a protein of 498 amino acids. The transcript has 6 exons. Lineage: Eukaryota; Fungi; Ascomycota; Sordariomycetes; Hypocreales; Hypocreaceae. Gene Ontology annotation, molecular function: protein disulfide isomerase activity. The record is from RefSeq and is a predicted model, not a curated record. Gene Ontology annotation, cellular component: endoplasmic reticulum.